Molecule: messenger RNA, 1238 nt
Organism: Oncorhynchus kisutch (coho salmon)
Lineage: Eukaryota; Metazoa; Chordata; Actinopteri; Salmoniformes; Salmonidae
Gene: ubxn8
Product: UBX domain protein 8
Exons: 7
Coding region: 372-1016 (214 amino acids)
Biological process (GO): ERAD pathway
Molecular function (GO): ubiquitin binding
Source: RefSeq, a predicted model, not a curated record
AUAACAGCUGUCGCCAACCGUAGGCCUUUGUUACAGCAGAGUUAGCAUUCCAAAACCAUUCUUAUCCAUAGUUUUUAGCGAUUAGGGUCACCCACAGUUGCCUGCAUGUGAACUACAAUUCCGACGCUGUGUUAACGUUUCGAAACGUCAGACCAGUUUUUCGAAACAUGCUGAUAUGCCCCUUUCAUUUCAACAAUAAAUCAUUUUCCAAAAAAUAUACUUACUGUAUCAGUUUUGCACAGAGCCACAGACUGUGCGCCAGUUGACGAACUACACUCCCUCCCUUGUUACAUAUAGGUGUUUGGAGCACGCUAGAUAGCCAAUUAGUUCAGGUGGCUUUCUGUCUGUCUUCCACAAACAAGCGAUGAGACAUGGUCGUAUGGGAACCCUAUAAAGAUUCUGAAGAAGAGGAGGCAAAACAAAGACAAAAGCAGGCAAGGGAGGAGCUGCAGGAGAAACACAGUGAGAAGGCCUUCUCUUACCAGGAGUCAGUGCUGAGGCCUCGUCAGGAGUCUUCUAUGAGGAAGAAAGAAAAGCGAUUCUACCGCAUGACGGGAGAGAGCUGGAAGCUGACUGACGGAGAACAACUUGGGGAAGGAGAAUCGUUAGGGCAGAGUGCCCAUGGGGAUGUUGAUGGGACACCCAAUCAGGAGGCAGUAAGAAGGAGGAAACUGCCAGAGAGUGCCACCAGACUCCACCCCAAACCUGAGGUCCCUCCCCAAAAAAGGGUGGUCGUUUUACCAGAGGAGCCAGCAGAGGAUGCUGAAGGGGUUGUACGGGUGGCUUUGAGAUGCCCAAGUGGAAGAACAAUUCACAGAAGAUUCCUGAAAUCCGACAGCUCCUCGGUUCUUUUGGACUGGUUGCUGAAAACAGGAUAUCACCCUGCAGUCUAUACAUUAUGCACCACCUACCCCAGACAACCCUUGAUCAUUGGGAAAGACAUAAGCAUGGGGGAUGCAGGCAUUUUAACACACACAGUAUUAAAUGUGGAAGGGAAAGAUCCCUCCACGACCUGAGGAAAAAGCAUCAGUUCCAUGCCAUUUGAAAAUAAAAAGAUGGGCAACUGGUUGCUGGAUCAUAGAAGGCGUCAGAACAGCAAAUCCUUGACAAGGGAACAAAGCUAUAAACUAAGUCCAUAUUGCAUGGAUUCUUAAUGUCAGAACCAAGUAUACAGUGUACUCCUUUCAUGCUCAGUUGUAUGAAUUACUGUUUCAUUAAAACAUAUUGCUACACAAACA